This is a messenger RNA of Cylicocyclus nassatus, 714 nucleotides long. Lineage: Eukaryota; Metazoa; Nematoda; Chromadorea; Rhabditida; Strongylidae. The record is from the annotation of a GenBank genome assembly.
AUGCUAAUAUUUUCAACAAAUUUUACUAUAAUAACGCUUGCCCUAUGUUUAUUCACUUGUGAAGCUCAAAGUGAAGAAGAAGAAUUUGAAGGAAACAACACAAAAUUGGAACAGAGGAACAAUUUUACCUGGGGCGGACGUCAUACUCGGUCUCUCAAUGGCCUUUAUACAGCACUCGGCAUACUUGAUUUGGUCGGUGGUGGACUUAGAUUGGGAGCAGAGAUAGUAAACCUUGUAGGAGCAAUUGGUUCUGUCUUACAAUUACUUUCGCCACAGCAGCAACUUGCUGCGAGUAUGCAGGAGCAGUUAUUACAGCAGCAGCAACAAUUGCAGGAAAUGCAGGAAAUGCAGGCACAAAAUAUGCAGGACCAACAGGAGAUGCAGUCUCAAGCUUGCACUGCGAAAUUUUCAUAUUACGCUUCUAAUGGCUACCCAGUUUAUGAAUGCGACUGCCCUAGUGGAACCUCGUAUCAAUAUCUUAGAUGUGUAAAUCCGGAUGAAUCUGUGAAUCCGGAUGUUAUGUCAGAUGUGCAAAAUACGCCUGAUAUGCAGCAGCAGAAUGUGCAAGAUCAGGUCGUCCAGGAGCAGCCUUGCACUGCGACAUUUUCGUACCACGCCUCCGAUGGCCGUCCUGUUUACCAUUGCGACUGUCCUGGAUAUGGGAUUUCUUACCAGUACAACCGAUGCAUAUCGCCUAAAUACGCUAGAGACUAA